Messenger RNA from Catharus ustulatus (Swainson's thrush), 3226 nucleotides. RefSeq names its product calcium and integrin binding family member 3 (gene CIB3). The record is from RefSeq and is a predicted model, not a curated record. Gene Ontology annotation, molecular function: calcium ion binding. NCBI's taxonomy places the organism in Eukaryota, Metazoa, Chordata, Aves, Passeriformes, Turdidae. The coding region runs from base 1931 to 2494 and encodes 187 amino acids. The transcript is spliced from 6 exons.
GGCACCUCCGUCAGGGGCACCGGGAACGGGCCCCGUCCGGCGCCUCCUUGAGGGGAACCGAGGCGGCCAUGGGCCCUGGCACCUCCGUCAGGGGCACCGGGAACGGGCCCCGUCCGGCGCCUCCGUGAGGGGAACCGAGGCGGCGAUGGGCACCUCCGUCAGGGGCACCGGGAACGGGCCCCGUGCGGCGCCUCCGUGAGGGGAACCGGCAGCGAGCCCAGUCCGAGGGUAUCUCCGGGAGCGGAACCGAAGUGGGACUUGCAAAAUGUGGAAUAUGUCAAGAUUAUUUUAAAUUAGAAUGUUUUUUAAAAUGCAAACUCUUUGUAUACUUUCAAACCUAAUCAGUAAGAAAGGAGACCUAGCAGCUAGUGGCCGUUAGUCAACAACAUAUGGGAACUAACAAGCUUUAGGAAUGUAUUAAAUCAAAAUGUUGAUGUAUGUGUAUGUAUACACUGAUAAUUUGGCAAAGGACUCGAGGUCUGUAUACCCUACAGCUGAACUAUCUUCAUUAUAGUCCUUAAGAUAUGUCUAAGGGUCAAAAAGACCCUGGCCAGGUGCAAACCCUUCUCCACUGCAUGUGGAGAUAGCUGGGGAUUGACUAACUUGUAUGGAAAUUACUAAAUAAUCUUAAUAGAGGGACUGACCUUGGAAAAACACUAACUCUGAACUUCUGUAAAUAAUGGCGUGGAAAGUCCAGUGGGGUGUGUUGGAUUUGUAGAAACCCACCAAGCAUCCAUGCUUGUGCAAAUGAUGUCUCUCUCAAGUGUGUAAUUAUUGGCUUGUUGCAUACCACAUAAUAAAUCUGAUUUUGAGGACAACAGGAUGGAAUUUCCUCGAGGAGAACACCCAGAGAUCCAGGCUACACCAGGAGAAACCAGCUCCAUCCCUCCCCACACUUCUUGUUGCACCCUGAACAGAACCAUUCCAGCUAGUUUUUGCUAUGUGAAGAUGCCCUGAGGAGCAAGCUGGCCCCAGGAAUGGAUCUUCCAUCAGCCAGAGGAAACCAGUGACUCAGAAAUAGAGACUUCACAGAUCCAUGAAAAAGCAGCCUGCCACAUGCUGUGCAGCAGUUCCUCUUUUUUUACCCUUGUUUUUAAUCUUUCAUGCAGUCUGCAGCAUCACAUGUUCUGUUCACACAUCUUUUCAGUGUAAAGGCCAUAUAUGUACCAGUGUGGAGGGAUGUCAUGCUAAUAACCAUUAAUUAGUAGUAACAUACAUCAGCAGAUGAUGCAGAAGAAAGAGAGUGAGCAGACUUUAUGGGUACUACCUCCAGUACAAGCUACUGUCAGCAUUAGUGUAUUAUAACAAUGUGCAUUAAGGGAAAAUGCUGGUACAGGCUGCCCAGAACAGUGGUGGAGUCACCAUCCCUGGAAGUGUUCCAAAAACAUGCGGAUGUGGCACUUGGGGACAUGGUAUAGUGGUGACCUUGGCAGUGCUGCAUUAAUGGUUGCACUCCAUGAUCUGAAAGGGCUUUUCCAACCUUUACAAUUCUCACUCUGUAUAAAGAAGGAAAGGAGGAGGGGCUACCAAAUUUCCAUCAUUUGGUGUUAAAUUGUAAAGAAGGAAAACGCUACUAACAUUUUUCAGUUAAUUCACCAUAUCCGAAGGCAGGCAGGAUCCGUUGGGUGUACCUGCAGCUGAAGAGCACUAAUGAGCAGCUAUUACUUCUUUGGCUAAAUCCUGUAACCUGAGUCUCCGUGGUGCAUACGGGAGACGGGUGAAUGCUGCUGGAUAAGAGUCUCAAGCAGCCAGACUAAAGAUUUGAUGAAAUGCUCUUAUUAUGAUACUUUGCAGCCUGUAGAAGUUGGUUACCUGAUCCUCUGCUGUACCUGAGACUCAUUGUUGCAGCUUUUAAUAACUGAAUAUCCAGACGACCUAUAAAGGUGCCUUUGAGGAAAGAACUGACAGGAGUCAGUAUUCCCAGCUCAAAAUGGGCAACAAGCAAACCAUUUUCACUCAAGAGCAACUGGAUGCAUAUCAGGACUGCACAUUUUUCACAAGGAAAGAAAUUCUGAGGCUGUUUUACAGGUACCGAGAUCUGGCCCCGCAGCUCGUCCCCCUUGACUACUCUGACAAUCCAGCCGUGACACUGCCCUACGAGCUCAUCGGCAGCAUGCCAGAGCUCAAGGACAACCCCUUCCGCCAGCGGAUAGCAGAGGUGUUCUCAGAGCACGGAGAUGGCAAUAUGACUUUAGAUGAUUUUUUGGACAUGUUUUCUGUGCUAAGUGAAAUGGCACCCAGAGACUUGAAAGCUUAUUAUGCUUUUAAAAUUUAUGACUUCAACAACGAUGAUUACAUAUGCAAAUCAGAUCUAGAGAAAACUGUUAACAAACUAACCCGAAAUGAACUGACCCCAGAAGAAGUCAGCCUUGUGUGUGAAAAGGUGAUUUACGAGGCUGAUGUGGACAACGACGGCAAGCUGUCCUUGGCAGACUUUCAGCGUAUGAUCAUACGAGCUCCAGAUUUCCUCAGCACCUUUCAUAUUCGAAUCUGAAUCUAGUCAACCACGGGGACAGGAACGCUUCUGGGACUUUCAACAACUCUUACUUCACCUGAGAUAACCAGCCACGAGAGCACAAGAUGAGAGGGGCAAAGAGGACAGCUGCUGGUAAUGGGACCAGUCAGAGAACUGUCUUUUGUUUAUCUCUGUAAAGGGAACAAUUCACUAAGCUCUUCAUCAGGAUUUCCCUGCAAUUUAGCAGAAUGUCUACUCCUCACUCUCAGUUAGAGCAAACCUGGCCUGGAUAAUCAGAAGGGAAGUAUUUUUUUUUUAAGUUCAGACACCACCAGAUAGCAAAGGAACUCAUAUCAAACUAUAACCGCUAAAAAUUCGCCCAAAAAUGUCUUAACCAGUAAAAAAAUCCCUUUUGUUUCCAAAACAUAAGUAACUCCUCUGAUUACUUACGGUCUUUAUAAAUUGUCCAGUGAAUCAAUUCCUGAAUAUUCUCCCACAGUGCAGGAUUUACAAUGAAAAAGUCAGCACAGUUUAGACAUAAAAGAGUCUACCUACCCCAGGUCCUGUCCCUCUUCUCCAUUUCCAGAAAUCCCCUAUUUUCCACACCCACCAGGGUCCCUAUGCACAAAUUAGUAAUAGGACUGAAAACUGACGUUUGUAAAAUUCUCUUUUCAUAAGAAGUUUAUUUAUGCAGUUCUCAGGGUCCUGCACAAGAGAGUAAAAACAGACACACUGUAAUACAUUUUUAAUAUAAACAUGAAAAUCAAUGAG